Messenger RNA from Juglans microcarpa x Juglans regia, 714 nucleotides. Its product is annotated as putative glycine-rich cell wall structural protein 1. The coding region runs from base 143 to 616 and encodes 157 amino acids. Lineage: Eukaryota; Viridiplantae; Streptophyta; Magnoliopsida; Fagales; Juglandaceae. The transcript has a single exon. The record is from RefSeq and is a predicted model, not a curated record.
UCCCUCAACUGUCCAGCACCCUCCACAUAAAUGCUCUUUUUUUUUUUUUUUUUCCCAACCGGGCUUAAAUAUUCCUCGACAGUUGACACUAAAGUUUCCCAUUUCCCAUCUCAAAUCAUACACACUCUGAAUCUCUGCCGAGAUGAAAUCCAUUACUGGUUUUUUCUUGACCUUUCUGCUCAUUACAGCUUCUGUCUCCCUAGCUUUCCGUCUCGGAUCCGAUGGAUCCUUCUCAGCCCAGCUCAGCCACUCCAAGGGCAAAGACAACAACAAAGGUGGUGGUGGUGGUGGUGGUGGAAACGAUGGUGGCAUGGGCGGGUUCUUUGGCCCCGGAGGCGGGUUUAACAUACCCGGUUUCGGAAAAGGGUGGGGAGGAAAUGGUGUCGGAGGUGGGUACGGAGGCGGGUACGGAGGUCCUAGUGGAGGGCACUCCAAGGGUGGUGUAAUAAGGCCUACGGUGGUGUGCAAAGAAAAGGGCCCGUGUUACAACAAGAAGCUGACGUGUCCAGCCAAGUGCUUCACCUCCUAUAGCCGGUCAGGGAAGGGUUAUGGAGGCGGUGGCGGUGGCGGUGGCUGCACCAUUGAUUGCAAGAAGAAAUGUAUUGGCUAUUGCUAGAUGGACGUUAUUAUGAACAAGCAGCCGGGUACCACCGGUAAUAGUUCCUAUGAUCAGUAAUAGUAGCUAUAGAUCAGUAUGAGAUAUAUUUUGAGAUA